Leishmania major strain Friedlin is the source of this 5646-nucleotide messenger RNA. Its product is annotated as putative DNA polymerase theta. Bases 1 to 5646 code for a protein of 1881 amino acids. The transcript has a single exon. The record is from RefSeq and is a predicted model, not a curated record. Gene Ontology annotation, molecular function: nucleic acid binding; ATP binding. NCBI's taxonomy places the organism in Eukaryota, Euglenozoa, Kinetoplastea, Trypanosomatida, Trypanosomatidae.
AUGACUGCGCCGACGAUAACGUCACCAUCAACGCAAUCGGGAAAGUGGUUUCUUUCGGCACUGGAGCACGAGCAGCGCGACUACGCCACAGCGAUCUCCCCUGCUCCUCCCUCGCUACAGUCACCGUCGCUGCUGCCGCCGUACCGAUCGCCGUGCCACAGCGGCGCAUCGGAGCAGGUCUUGCCGGUGCCGCCUGCCGCGCCGAGCACACCAAAGGCCGCGCCAUCUACUCCUCCAUCACUACCCCUGCCGCUGCUGCCCUGCGACUCCACAUCUCCAUUGCCCCCGGUGCCGCAGCUCCGCGUGCAUGACUUGGCAGCACUGCCAUUAUCUUCGCUCAGUCGCGAGGCCUCGCUGCUCCCAAGCAGCUCACGCCGUGGGCUCUCCGUGCCGCUCUCUUCGCUGCGCCUUGAGUGCGCCGAAUCGCCACUAUCGCCGCUGUUGGCGGACAGUUCUCCGGCGCUCGCCAUCGACUUGAUGCGAGAGCAGGCGGGGGCUCUUGUCACUGCUGCAGCUGCGGGAGGCGAACGCCAGACGUUGUCAUCUCUGGCAUCUCCGGACCGCUCGGUGGGAGAGCUGGCGCGCGUUCAGCAGCAGCAGCAGCAGGCGUCGACGCGCCCCUCUAGCGCACUCACUGCUGCAGAGGAGGCCGAAAGAGAGGAAUGUGACGAGGCACUCGAGUACGAGAUGGCAGAGGAUCUGCGCAUGUCGAUGGACAUUGCUUUCACGCCGUCUGGCACCGGCAGCUGCGCGCCGCCCCUCUUCUCGCAGUCAUCCAUGAUGCAAGAGGAGAGGCAAGCGGAGGAGGAAGGCGGCAGCGAGGGGGCGACCUGCAUCAUGAGAGGCAGCGCCGUGGCGGUGGAGCGAGCUGGUGACAAUAGUGAGUUGCGCUCUAGCCCAGCGAUGAGCGGUCAGGAGGGCAGCGCACAACCAUUCUUCCGCUUCCAAGAUGGCGCAGGUGAUGUGCUCAUCUCUGGAUCAACGCCGCCUCCUUCCAUUGCGAUUCCAGCUGUGCUCAACGAACACGCGUUGAUCAGCGGCGGCACCGCUACAGCCGAUUCGAGUGCCGCGCCUCCAACGAGCUCGUUGGCAGUGCUGCCCAGCGCCUUUGCCGGCCUGCCGUCUGCACCGUCGACGUGGCCGAUCCGUGAGGCUACGCCGCCACAUCUUCCAUCGGAGCUCGUGCCUGGUACAGAGCUGUUGCCGCUCGGCGUUGCGGUCGCUGCUGAUGGAGGUGGAGGCCCGAGUGUUGGGAGGAUGGGCCCUGGACGUCAUCGCACCGUGUUUUCGUUCAGCUCGCUGCGCGUUGGCACCGCAAGCGCCGCAGCGCUACCCGAUCCCUUCCCUGAGCCGCAGCCACGUCUGUGCCAACUAUCAGUGGCGACGACAACAGGUCAGGCAAGUGCUGGAAGCGCUCGGAAUGUGGCUGCUUCUGUGGCUGAGCCUGCUACUCCCGUCAGCUCGCCGCCCUCAGAAGCCUGUGCUACAACGCACCCACCUGAUCUGUGGCUGCCGUCGUUGCCGACCGAGCACGUGAGCCCUCCGUGUGAUCCUCUGCUGAUGCGGGUUUCCAGUCAAGGUGGAAAGGCCGAGGGUUGCGCUGCUCAGAGUGUUUUUCGAAUGGGCGUUGUGGCACCGACGCCGACGUCGCUGGGGAGCGACGUGCUUUCCUCUGCGACCGGCGUCUCCGCGCUGUCGGCUGCGAACGCAGCGCCUCCGCUCUCCGACUUGCACGUCACCGCGCUGCCGUACCUUGCCACGGCCGCUGCCGGUGGCAGCGGCGCACCUGCUGUUCCCGCACGCCCAGGCCGCACGUGCUUUACGCUGCACUCCGCUGCGCGAACGACAGGGACACUUUCUUCCUCUGCAGCCGCCACAUCAACAGAGGAGCCGACGACAGCGGCGGCGUCUGCGUCGACCGGCGCGGUGCCACCGGCAUUGACAGAGGCGAGCUAUCUCUCAGCCGAGAAGUGUUUCUUCAGGGGCGGCACAGCCGAGCUGCAGCAGCUGCCGGGACAUGGUGCUGCGUCACCGCAGGGAACAGAGGGACUGAUGGUGUCUUUGGAUGGUGUCGCGUCAGCGACACCAAGCGAUACAAGGAAAAUGCCCAGCAGUAUGGAGAGCCGCCAUACGACCGGGUGUGCUCAGCCGGUCAUUGCCAACGCGCAGCCGGCGUUGCUGCGGCCCGUCGACUCAACACCUUCGACGGUGGUCAUGCACCGCACACCGUCGACUCUCACAAGUGAGGAGCCAGCGUGGAAUCGACGAAGCGCGCCGUUCCCGCAGCCGUGGCCGUCGUUGAGCGAUGGCCAACCGCCGGCCUUGCUCACAGUUGCUGCUGUAACGCCACUUGUGGGUUGCAUGGGCGCUGAAGCGCCGACUGUGGCGGCCCCUCAGUCCGCGCAGGCACCGGCUGCCCAUGACGAGACAACGCAGCCGUACCUGCGAGAGAGUCGGGAGAUGGUCUCCUAUGUACCCCUUGCGCCGCCGCCGCCGUCGCCUCCCCUCCUGCGACCCGCUGGCACGGACGACACUGCGGAGCUCUUCUACGGUCUGCCGCGUGAGGUUGGCCACUUCUACGCAACACGGCGCGGUGUCACGUCGCUGUACGACUGGCAGCACGACGUGCUCACUCGCCCCGAGGUUCGGCAGGGCGGCAACUUUGUCUACAGUCUCCCCACCAGCGGUGGCAAGACGCUGGUCGCUGAGCUGAGCCUCCUGCGGUGUGUGCUGAACCGCCGCAAGUCGUGCUUCCUCGUCCUGCCCUUUGUGUCGCUUGCGGAGGAGAAGACGAUGGCGCUACAGCCGCUGACGACAGCGUACGACUUCAACGUGGACGGCCACUACGGCAGCUCCGGCCGCUUCCCGCUCUCCGGGGCGCCUGCAGUCUACGUCUGCACGAUCGAAAAGGCGAACUCGCUGCUGAAUCACAUGCUCGAGGAGGGUCGCACCGACGAGAUUGGGGCAGUGGUGGUGGACGAGCUGCACAUGGUCGGCGAGUCCGGGCGAGGGGCGACGCUGGAGUUGUUCCUUUCCAAGGUACUCGUGAUCAACGCCGCGCGGCAGCGGAAGCGCGACGCCGUGGUUGCACCGGCGACGCAGAGUCGCUGCAGUGCGAGCGGUUUGCGGCCAGGAUGGCCGGAGGAGUUGGAGGACGCAGAGGAGGACCUCCAUGAAAGGGCAGUCAUGACGGACACCGCGAAGGCGGCUUCGGACCCCGGCUCUCUGCAGAUAAUCGGCAUGAGCGCCACAGUCCCCAACCUCCGCACCCUUGCCGAGUGGCUGCGCGCUGCGUACUUUGAGUACGACUUCCGGCCUGUGCCAUUGCACGCUUACAGUGUCGUUGGCGGCCUCGUGCUACGCGAUGGCCAGCACAACGAGCGCAACCUCAGCAGCGACUCUGUCACGCAGCAUCUUGUAGAGCUCGCGACGGAGGUGCCGGAUGCGUCCGUGCUCAUCUUCUGCGCCAGCCGCCAGCAGUGCGUCGACACAGCGAAGGGCAUCGUCAACUACCUCAAGGCUCAAGCCAUUGCCGGCCAAAAAGUGCCGUCCCCGUGGAUGUCGGGUAGUAGCGAUGCAGCGGCGGAGGCACAGCAUGUCUCCGUGCUUGGCGUACCGUUCCCAAGCUUAACGAGAGGGCCGGUCACAGCGGCUGCGAUGGCGGCGGUGCCCCCGCAGGCCUCGGCUGCCAUCAAAGGCCUCCUUGCGGACCUCGAGGCCCUCGCGCACCACGAAGCCUCGCAGCUCAGUGAAGUAAUUGCCUUUGGAGUAGCAUUUCACCACGGCGGCCUCCUUGCCGAGGAGCGAGACCUCAUCGAGACGGCGUUCCGCCGCAAGCACAUCCGCAUCUUGUGCUGUACCUCUACACUGGCCGCUGGCGUGAACCUGCCGGCGCGGCGGGUAAUCAUCAAAACGCCGUACGUGGGCCGCGAGUUUCUCACGAAGUCACGCUAUCUGCAGAUGUGCGGCCGUGCCGGGAGAGCCGGGUUGGACCCGUACGGCGAGUCGUUCCUGCUGCUGAGCAGCCGUGAUCAGGCGCGCGGUCACGCCCUCAUGCAUGCCGCGGUGGAGCCGUGCAGCAGCAAACUCCUCGAGGACGAUCAAGCGCUCACCCGCUCGCUGCUGGAGUGCGUUGGGGUCGGGCUCGUGGCGGACUUCCAAAGCGCCUGUGAGUGGAGCGGCUCACUGCUGAGCAGGUGGGCGGUGGGUCCUGUGGACGCGUCGUGGCAGCCGCACAUCGCUGCAGCUGCCGCCCCGGCUGUGCCCGCGAGCACUGGAGUGGCGCCUCCCGGAGCGGCAGCGAAUGGCACGCGCGAAAGUGUCACCGGCCUCUUCCUCGCCUCCGGAGUCGGCUAUGACGGCGACGCCACUGCCGCACAAGACUCUGAGAGCAGCCGGUCUGCGCCUGGCCCUUCGGCAUCACCGCCCUCCCACCCCGCCUCGCCGGCGUCGCCGCCUCUGACGUGCGUGCCGCCGACUGCCAUGAAGGCGAUGGUGCGCGCCUCGCUCGUUACACUAGCGCGCUGCGGCUUCAUCCGCGUUGCCUGUACACGCGUAGGCAGCGGCGGCAGCAACGGCGCCAUCACCGUGAACAACACAGAUACUAUCAGCACGUUCACCGGCACCGGCGCCGGUACUGGCGGCGGUGACUGUGCUGCUGCUGGGACUACAGUCGGUAAGGACAAUGGUACCGCAUCGAGCGCGUCUCCGGAGACGUUGCCGAGCAGCAUAUCGGACGACGCCCACGCAGACGCUUCAGCAGAGACGCAAGACGCCUGUCAUGCGCAGGUGCUUGUGACAUCGUUUGGCAGUUCGUCCGUCCGCUCGUGCUUUAGUGUGGAGGAGGCGCUGCUGCUGCGCGCCGAGCUGGACGAGUUGCGCCACACCGGUCUCAUCUUGUCCGACGACCUGCACCUAUGCUACUUCCUCACGCCGCUGCGGGAGGUGGGAAAGUGCGACUGGGAGCUGCUGCGGCUCAUGAUGUCGCGCAUGAGCGACAGUCGCCAGCGCAUUGCGAGCCUGCUUGGUGUCGAUGCCUACUUUGUCGAUCAGCAGGCGAUGGGGCUCGGCGGUCCGCUGCAGGCCACAGAGGAGGGCCGACGGCGCCUCUUCACGGCAAGGCGGUUCUACGUGGCACUUAUGCUGGCGGAUGUGCUGGCUGAGGUGCCGAUGGCGACGGUGGAGCAGCGGUAUAACGUGAGCCGCGGGCAGCUGCAGAAUCUGAUGCGCUCCGCCUCGAUGUUCAGCAGCUCCAUCACGAGCUUCUGCCACGCGAUGGAGUGGUUCUCGCUAGAAGCGGUACUCUCGUCCUUCGUCAAGCGACUCGGCUUCGGCGUGAAGCCGGACUUACUGCCGCUGAUGGAGAUACGUGGCAUGCAGCCGCCGCGGGCGAGGGCGCUGUGGAGCGCCGGCUUCAAGAAGCUCGCAGCGAUCGCGGCGGCCGACGCGGAUGACAUGGUAUCGAAGGUGAAGUCGAUGAACCCGAAGGACAGCAAGGCAGCGAAGUUUUUUACGAAGCGCUCGGCGUUGAUGGCGAUCCGGGAGGCAAACCUCGCCCUACAGUCGCAGAUCAAGGAGAAGAAGGGCGAGCUGCAGGAACUGACGGUUUGUUGCGGCGGUGGUGGCGGCGUUCGCGGUGCGCGCUGA